Babesia bigemina is the source of this 717-nucleotide messenger RNA. RefSeq lists its product as hypothetical. The transcript has 5 exons. Lineage: Eukaryota; Apicomplexa; Aconoidasida; Piroplasmida; Babesiidae. Gene Ontology annotation, biological process: pseudouridine synthesis. Gene Ontology annotation, molecular function: RNA binding; pseudouridine synthase activity. The record is from RefSeq and is a predicted model, not a curated record. The coding region runs from base 1 to 717 and encodes 238 amino acids.
AUGCGCCUCAAGUUGUCCAGCUUCUGCGCUAAAAACAACAUAUGUAGCAAGAAAGAAGCCAAGAAACUAAUUCAACUGGGUCACCUGAGGCUCCAAGGCGCCGUGGUACGCGAGGACACGCUAGUGAAGGAAUCACUCUCACCCGCUUGCGUGUCGCUGCCUCAAAGGGUGCAAUCGAUCGCAUCGAACAAGGUCACCGUGCUCUUGCACAAGCCGGAAUGCUAUCUUUCGACGUACAGCCGCAGGACGCAGCUAUGGUCGAAGUCACUGCUCGUGCCUGAAAACAGGUGCGAAAGCGACGUACAAAACAACCUCAAUCCAUCGCAACUUCGCCGGCUGCUGCCCAUAAACCCGCUGGAGUACUCGACCAGUGGCCUGGCACUCUUCUCCGAGGACUCAUCACUUAUCAAGCGCUUCGCCGAUUGCGAGGAGUGCUACCACGUGGUGUUUCGAGACCCGUUUACCGAACCGAAGCUCUUCGCGCUCACCAGCGAAAUCUACAUAGACGGAGUGCCUAUUCCUCAGCUGAAAGUGGACCGCGUGAGCGACUUCUCGGCCCGUGUAACCACGCAAAGCGCGUCCAGCAAGCUGCGCAAGGCGUGCCGCUUAGCGGGGUUGGAAAUACGCUCAAUCAAGCGCAUUCGGUUGGGCAACAUCCACCUGGGGGAUCUUCUGUGCGGCAGGUGGAUGAUGCUGCGCAAAUACCAACUGACUUGA